CCUGCCGGCUGCGAUCUGUAUGAGUGAUUCGGCUAAAAUGCUAAAAUGUCUGACGCUUUUCACGUAUUAUUGGGAUCGUUCACGUUUGGUUUAGAGAAAUACGCAGCAGCAGCAACGACGAAGUGGAUUUGAAACGAAUCGUAAAAUCGAGUAAACCCACCGAGUAAACGACCAGAAUCUUUCGUCGCAUUCGUUUCGGUCGAUAUGUGUACUUGUCCUCGGUUAUUACUUAGCAGCACUCUGCACAAGUCGGCUCGUUCACGUCGACCGAAUUGUGUUGUCGGUUCAUCGUCGUCGUCGUCGUCGUCGUAGGCGUCGUCGUCAUCGUCGUCAUCGUUGCGUAGAACUGUACGCGAUGCAAGAAUAUGAAGCGCACGUAUUGAGCAUGGCGAACGAAGCUUUUGUUAAUCAGCUCCUGAUAAUCGUUGAGUAAUGCAUGAGAAAGUGAGGAGGAUAAUGAUGACGACGACAGAGAGGGACGUAAUUUGUAAUUCUUCACAAGAGGAACCGACACCACUGGACGAUGAUACUCGCAAUCCUGUGAUCGACGAUGUACAAAUGUCAGAGACACCGGAUAGUGCGAAAAGUCAACGACGACAAGAACAACGAGCCAAUGAUGGAGACACGCCCACGCCGUUGGAGAGCCCAAAGUUGCUCAAGCCCGUGCUAGGAAAGCUUCAAGCCAAGAAGAGAUUGUUGGCGUUCGCCAACAAAUUCAACGUCCUACCGAAAGCUCAGCAGAAUAAAAGCAGCCCGCAAACUCCAGAGUCCAAGAAAUUGAAGACCAAGACCAAGACCAAGACGAGUGCGACAACGAGAGACGAUGGAAAAUCAUCGCAGAAUCAUUCUUCGAACAUUGGAUUAGACUCGGACUACUGCUACUACUACUACUACUCCUCCUCCUCCUCACCCUCCUCCUCCUCUGUGCAAGUUCACAACAAUAGGCAUUCGAGUAGUGGUGAUGGUGGUGUCGGUAGUAGUAAAUCAAAAAAAAAAACAGAGGAAAAACGGGUACUCGCUAUUGAGGAGAUCAGGAGGGAAGAAUCGAAGAGUAAAAUGUUAUUAGCCGAAGCUAUGGCUGCAGCUAAUUUGGAAGAGGAGAGCUAUGUAAAUAGGAAUGUACAGAAUUUGCUGGAGAAUGUAAAGAUAAUGAGAGACAGGUCGAUGAGUAGACGAGACGUAGAAGUGACUGCUGACGACAGCCUGCCUCGUAAGAGUACGUCGAAAGAAAAUAAAUGUUCCGAAAGCAGGAAACGACAGCACGCACCAGCAGUAGCAGCAGGAAAAGAGGAACGGAGAGUAAACAGUGUUGGUAAAGAGAAAGAACGGCAGUACAAGACGAGAGAACGUAGAAGAGAUAAGGAUAAACGAGACGAUAACAGACACGAAGACAACAAAGAUAGAAAGGAGGAAGAUAGGGAGAAGAAUAGGGAUAAUGAGAAACAUAAAUGGGAUGACGUUCGCGAGAAGAAAGAAAAGAGGGAGAAGAGAAAUGAGCAUACGUCGCAAGAAGCAGGGACCGAGGUGAAAGAUCUGAAUAAGAAGGAUAAAGAAAAGGAGAAAUGUGCGAUGCGUUCUAUGACGUGGGUGGAAUUCAAGAGAUUGAAUGUAACGAUCGACGAUUUUAUUGAAAUCAGAAAACGUGAUUAUUCCGAUCGGCCAGCAGUGAGAAGCAGCAGAACGGGUGAGGAUUACCUGCGUCACUUCGAGCAACUAUUAAUGUUGAGCGACGAUCGUUUGAAACGAUUCGCUUUCGUCGCCGAAGGACUCGACGGCGGUCCUAAACAGUACCCUCCGGAAUCGAUCAGAACGACUAAACGAGGAAAACCUCAACUGUUCUAUGCGGAAAAUCCACGAGUAUCGCUUUUUAUCGGCCACCAACGAAUUCUUCAAGCGGUCACCGCUGAUCAUCGGGAAAAAAUGCGGGAGAUUUGCGAGCCAGAUCUUACACGACGACGACGACGACGAGACGAUGACGAUGACGAUGACGAUCACGAUGACGAUCACGAUGGCAACGUUACCGCACUGCUGCGGCAACAACAGGAGGAGGAGGAGAAGGCUCUACGUGUGCGUAACUGGUAUUUGAAAAUAGCGAUCGGCAAAUGUGAUCUCAGCCAACAGGAUUCUAACACUAAGAAGUGGCAUGCGAUUAACGCGAUGCAGCUACCCAGAUCGAAGUGGGACAGCGAGGACGAUGAAGAUGAUAAUGAUGAUGAUGACGGCUUGUCGAUGAACGAUCUCGAGAAAGAUAUCGAGACGCAAGUAAAAUCUGCAGCAAGCAACAUUACGCAAGAAUUGGGAAACCAAGUUGCUCCUCCCGAUCGUGAUGGUGGUGAUGCUACUGGAGGAGGGUCUAGUUCGGUAGAAGAGAAUACCAAUAACGACGACAUUGACGACGACGACGACGACGACGACGACGACGCUGGACAACGGAAGGAGAAGGAGAAUAAAGACCAGGUGAAGCAGGUUUCUAAAGUUAAAAGCGACAAAGUCGACGACAAUGGCCAGCAACAGUCCUCUGCAUCACUUCUGAUCGCCGAAGGCAAUGAAAAAUUAGCAUCGGAAUACGAACAGUUUAUGAAGAUGGUCUGCAGCGAUAUCCCUAAAGAACUUUCCUCCUCACCGCCCAAACAAGCUUCGUCGUUGAGCUACCACGAGUUUAACAUCGAGACUAACGUUCCGCCGCCUGAAGACAACAAUUACCCGCCGUUCGUCGAGCACGGUAAUAUAUCAGAAUCUGACACUACUACCACUACUGCUAAUAAGAAAUCGUCGUUGCCGUGUAAAGUGGAAGACAAGUGCAAGAUCGAUGAAAUUGGGAAUGCAGAGAAAGUUCUAAAGAUCGACAACGAGUCGACGGCCGGUUCUUCUACUGCUGCUGUUGCUGCUGCUGCUGCUGCUGCUACUACUACUACUACUACUAGUACUACUACUACUACUACUACUACUACUACUACUACUACUACUACUGCUGCCGCUACUGCUGCUGCUGAUUCUGCUGCUGAUUCUCGUCAACGAUAUCCGUCGGUUACAUCAGCCGACAAACAUUCGAUAACUGAAGAUAAAAAUGUGCACGAGAACAAUGUAUCGGAAGACUCGAAGUCGAUACCCAGCGAUUGGGAGAACGUUCAAAUCAAAGUGGAACGUAUGAGCGACGAGAAUUCCGAGUGCCGAGAGAACAGGAAACAGAAGAAGAGGAAAAAAAAAGUACGUUCCAGCAGCAGCGACGAGCAGUCGAGUUCGUCCAGUUCCUCCGUCGAAGAGGAAUCCGCCGGGGAGGACGACAAGAAGAAGAAGAAGAAGAGGAAGAAGCGAAAGAAUAGAAAGCGAAACGUGUCACACGAUUCGGAAUCGGUCUCAGAUUCCGACAGCAGCGACAGUUGCAGCACCAGCACCACCACCAGCAGCGGCAGCAGCAGCAGCAGCACCAGCAGCAGCAGCACCAGUAGUAACAGCAGUAGCAGCAGCGAUUCGUCCAGUUCCGACGACACAAGAACGAAGAAGAGAAGACAGAAAAAACGAAGAGCCGAGAAACGGAAAAAGAAAUUGAAAAAAUUAUCAAGAGCGAAGAAGAAGAGGAAAAGGAAGAUGGUGAGCUACGCUUCGUCCAGCAGCAGCGACAGCAGCAGUAGCAGCAGCAGCAGCAGUGAUUCGUCCGACGAGGAGCAAAACAACAAGAAGAAGAAGAAGAAAAAGAAGAAGAAGGCGUCGCGCAAGAAAUCUAGACAAAAGAAAAAGUAUAAUAAAGAGGGAAACGCGAGCGAAGACAUGGUAAAGGUGAUACAAAAAUCGGGUUCGGAGUCGUCGGAGAAUUCUCGGAAAAAGAAGGUUAAAGAUGAGACGACGGCGGCGGUGGUGGCGGCGACGUCUUCGGGUGAACGAGGUAAAAAACGAGAUAAGCACGAGGUAUGGGGGAAGGAACGAGAACGACAACUGGUAUACGGCAAGAUUCGUAAAGACGAGGAUAAGAGGAGUAAAUCCGAUGAACAAUACUUGGAAGAAUGGGAGGAGGUAGUGCUGGAACCAGAGAAAAGCGAGAGGAGGAACAGAGAGAAAAUAGACGGGACUAUUGAAAUUAUAGGAAAAGGGAAGAACGAACGGAGGAGUAAGGACGAAAAGACGAAGAAGCAGGAUGCAGAAUGCUUCACAGCGAAGCAGCAGCAGCAGCAGCAGCAGCAGCAGCAGCAGCAGCAGAUGGACGUUGUACAAGUGAAAACGAUAGACGACGUCGAAGGGAAAUCGAAGAAGAAGAAGAAAAAAAAGGACAAAGAAAGGAGAAACAGUAGCAGCGGCGAGUUCUUGGCUGACUGGACCGAGAAGGAGAGCGAACGUAUGAUUGAACAACACGUGACGACGACGACUACAACGACGACGAUACAAGAAGUCGAGAGGUCGAAGAAAUUAGACAACAAGAAGAAGAAGAAGGAGAAGUGGGGUGAGACUGAAUUCGAUACUUUGAACGUCCCUUCGUUGACGCAACUCGAAAGAGAAGUGACCAAGAGGCAAUUGCUGGCCGACGAAUGGGAGGUCGACAGCCUGGAAGCUGUACCCUGCGACUUGCUGCUGCUAGCUGCUGCUGCUGCUGCUACGACUUCGACCGGAAAGAAAGCUUCGCGUUCUUCGAAGAAAUUGGAGAAGGAAGUUCGUUACGACAAGAAAACGGACACGUAUAUCGCUAUAGAAAAGGAAUCUUCGAGAGAAUCUAAGAGUACGAGGCAGGACAGAUUGUCCGCGAUGAGGAUAUGGGAAGAGGAAGAGGAGGAGGGAGAGAGGGAAGCUAUAAUGCUCAUGGAACAGAGGAAAAAGAAAAAGAAGAACGACUGGAACGUCGAACGUCACGAGGAGAUGUACUCGCGAGAGAAGAGUGAUAGAAAGACGACGAGCAUCGAUACAGUACCGACGAUCCAUGCGAUUUCUACGAUCGAUGCUGCUACUCCUACUGCUGCUCCUGCUCCUGCUACGGUUACGGUCCACAACGAAGCUCAUUCGGGUAAGGAAGAAGAUGCGGCGCCGGCGGUGGCGGAUACGUCGUCGAUGAAGCACGAUACCGUUUCCAUACGGAGGAGCAAGAAGAGUCGUUGGGACAUAACGUCGCAAGCCGAACAAGAGAAGAUAGAUGAGCUGAAGGCUCCCGUCAUGUGGGAAGAGGAAGAAGAAGCAGAAUGGAUAAAGAUGAAUAAAGUUUGCGACGACACGAUAUUACCGAAACCCAAGAUCAAUGAUAAGAACGUUGUACUCGAACAAUUAAAGAAAUCUAAAGGUUUCGCGACUAGUUCGAAUAUCGAUCUGUUCUCGAGAAAAUCCCACGACACGGAGUUGCUCGAGCCGUCGUCGUCCUCGUCCUCGUCCUCGCCUUCGUCUUCGUCUUCGUCUUCGUCGUCGUCGUCGUCGUCGGCGUCGUCGUCUUGUCCCGUUGUCACGGGUCCGGAAGAGCACGGAAGCAAGUCGAGACGCAAAUCCGAGACGAAAGAGCUUACUGCCACGAACGAGACCACUAUAGAUCGGCAGCGGCGAGGACGGUUGGACAUGUUCGAGAUGAACGCGGUAUUGUACAGUCCCAGUUCUCCGGCCGCGUCUCAGAAAUCUGAGGAGACGAAGACCCCGGUUCUCGAUACCGACACUGGCGUAUCAACGAAUGUAAACCUGAAGCAGGGGCAGAGCGAUCCCCGCGAAAAAUCGAAGACUGAAAAUCUGAUUCCGAAAUCCGACGAACAACAGUUAAUUUCGAACAUACCUCUUUGGAUCGGGACGGGAAAGUAUCGGGACGGGAUGUUCGGGGCACAGAAGCCUAAGAAGGAAUUCGAACAAACGAGCACGGUCCUCGGAGCACGAGAAGAACACAAAGAGACGGCUGUUAAAACGACGAGCGAAGCCAUCGAGAGCUAUGAGCGCGAUUUCCCGAUCAACGAAUCAGGUCCCAAUUACAAGUCUUCUUUGGACAUAUUUGCCAAAUACGAGUGCGAAGAGUUACAGAAGUUAUCGACAACCACUACUACUGUCGCUGUUGCUGCUGCUGCUGGUACUAUUAUCGCCGCUGAGAAGAAGAACGUCGUGGAAUAUGAACCGGAGGAGUUCCGCGAAAAAUUAAUCAGCAAGAACAAAGAAGCUUCGAGUCCGUCCGUCGUCAUUGGUACACGGAAGACCGGGGAAGAGAACAAAGCGCCGCUUAAAUUGAUCCCUAAACAAUUGUUAGUCAGGCGAAGCAACGAACGCGUGAAAACGAAAUUGCUUUCUAACGCGGACAGUUCUCUGCGACACUCUACUACGACGUUGCUCUUGAACGCCCACAAGAAGAGGCUGAGGGAGUCGCAGAUAUCGAAAGACGUCUCUCGUGGCAGCAGCGGCGACGGAGGAGACCCGUUCCGAAAGAUCGAAAGCGAGAAGAACACGGUCGGCAGCGGUAAGGCAGACGAGAAAGAUUUACUUAUUCCCGAAUCGACCGUCGUCGUUGCCACUGCUGCUGUUGCCUCGAACACGGAGCAGAUCACGAUCACGGAUGUUAAAAUAGAUUCGAAAGACUCGUCGUCGACGAUAACGGUGAAGAGACCAGUUAUCAUCACCACCACCACCGGUACGAAGUCAGACUCUCCGAUGGGAGCGAUGAAGCUAAAUUCCAUCGUCGAGGAGUCUGACAAGACUGAUGGUGAUCGAGUGAUGAUCGUCAAGAGAUCUAGAAUGCCGAGUAGCAGCAAAGACAUUAGCGACGAUGAGAGUCAGAGAUCGAUAGUGUCUAGUAGAACAGAACAGAAGAGGAAGGGCAGUCCUAGCAGCAGCAGCAGCAGCAGCAACAGCAACAGCAGCAGCAGCAGCAGCAGCAGCAGCGGCGGUGGCGGCAACAGCAGAAAAGAGAAUGGAGAAGACAAACAAAUUCGAGACAUUCGUAGUAAAGUGAAGAGGGAGAAGUUCAGUAACGAUAGAGACAGGAGAGACGGCAGUCGAGGCUCGAAGGAUUAUAGCGGAGGCAGCGGCGAGGGCAAGAGGAGGAGAUGGUCCAGUCCUUUGAGUAGUGGUAAUGACGGACGCAAGAAACGAAGGAGGAGCUGUUCCUGGGAAUAUGAAGAGAACCGCGAGAGUCAGAGUCGCAGCUGGAGUAGAAGUAGAAGUAAAAGUCCAAGAAGGAGAGAAGACAAACGGUCGAGGAUGACGGAUGAAAACAGAUCGUCGUCAGCGUCGGCGACAGGUAGGUCGACAGGUAGAAUCGAUGACGACAGGAGGGAAAGGUCUGCGAGAAGUCCACGAUUAACCACGAAUAAAGAUCAUUUUAAGAAGCAUCACGGAUCUGCCGACAAGGGUCGAGACGAAUGGAACAGGAGGAGGAAGUACGAUGAAAAUAGAUCGUACGAAUCGACGGUAACGGCGGAAGUGUUGAGGGAAAGAAACGUGGCAGAGGAAACGACCAGGCACAGAGAUAAUAGAUCGUUUCGCGAAGACGAUCGAAAUUUAUGGGCGUACGAGGCAGCCGAAAAUGUUCUCUCGAGAGAGUCCGCCGAGUCUGUGGAAUCUUAUCAGAAUCCGAGCCAUCAGGAUCUGAACGCAGCAGCGGAUUACACGGAAGAAAAAUACUACAGGGACGAGAGCAUAGAAAGAGACGUUAUGGAAGGUCCCUUUCAUUUGAAAUACAAACGGCACCACCACAGAAGAAAUAAGAGCGGUGGUGCGAGGCGGGACAGGGACAGGCACCGCGGCGACUGGGAGAGGAGAGACAGAGAAUUCGAACUAGACAGGCACGUUCGAAGGACCGAAAGAUCAUCCCGACGUCGUUCGUCUCCGACAAGAUCGAGAAGAUCAUCGCCGUCGUCGUUGUCUCAUUUCCGUGGACGUGGACGUUCCAGGUCGGCGUCCAAAUCGUGGUCUAGAUCCAGGUCUAGAUCGAGAUCGCGAUCUCGAUCCACGUCCCGAUCUCGAUCUAUGCGGUGUUCCAGGUCCAGAUCCAGGUCUGGAUCUCGAACUAGAUGCAGCUCGGGAUCGAGAAUGAUUCGCUCCACCGCCGAUCGUUUGCGUUCUUCUUCACGAUCUUCCAGAUCACCAUCGAUUGGUGGGCGAGGUAGAAUCAGCGAAAGCUCGAGGGAAAGGAAGGACACGGAACACGAUAGUGUGAGACUAGGUAGCUGCCCCGACAGAGGCAGGCGAAUAGAAACUAUCGUGCAGUCCGUACUGUCCAGGAACUCGGACAUGCAGAUGGAGUCAGGUUUUCAGUAUCCUGUUCUUACUGCUACUGCUGCUGCUGCUGCUGCUGCUGCUGCUGCUGGUGGUGGUGGUGGUGGUGGCAACGAGGUGGUCGUGAACGAAUACUAUUAUACUGAAAAUAAUUUGACUUAUCCGCCUUGCAUUGACGACAACAACACGGGUUCUCCGAAACGUUUAUCGCUUGACGAUAGGCUUGAGCUGGAGUUGGGAAUUAAAAAACAGAACGGUGUUCCGAGUGAGUACGACAGCUUCAACUCGCCUGUGUGUUACCCCUCGCCGAACCAGCAACAGCAUUUGUAUCGUCAGCAACCUACUACCGUUCUACAGGUGGGGAACGUGUUGCAAGUGGUGCCUGCAGAUUUCAACGGACCACCGCCGCCGCCGCCGUCGUCGUCAGUGUCAAUACGCGGCAGAGAAUCGAACGUCGGAUCCUCGUCGUCGUCGUCAUCGUCGUCGACUCCGAUCGUUCGCGGAGGAUCGAACCAAGUAGUUCGCGUAGGUAAUGUUCUUCAAGUCGUACCCACGUCGCUGGACUGGAGCGGACAGCCUUCCGCCUCCGACCAGUCCGCCGGAGGAUUGAUGUACCCCGCGACAGUCCCUCAACCUUCACCCGCCGCCGCCGUCGUCGUCUCAUCUCAUGUUCCUCUGUCCGUGCCCGUUCCAGUACCACCCGUACCCAUGCCCGCCGUCGUGCCAACUAUACCAUCGUCGUCGUCGUCGUUGUCCUCGACGACCCCCGCCGGUUCCUGUUCUCUCUCUCCGAUGCCUUUGUCGGUUCCUAUUCCUGUUCCUGUUCCUGUACCUGUACCUGGCCCCACCUCAGCGGCGGCGGCGGCGGUACUAUCAGCUGUGGGCCAAACUUAUCCGAGGACGGAAGUCGCAGCGCCUAAAGUGCAGCCGGUACAGCCAGUCUAUAAUUACGAAGCGAUUCUCGAGAUGCGGAGAAAAGAGCAGGAGGAACGUAGACGAUUGCGCGAGAUUAAAAGGAAGGAGAAGGAACGUAGGCGAAUCGAAAGAAUUAAUCGUCGGGCUCUCCGGUUACUGGAGAAGAGCAAUCUGCGUCAAGCGGAGAGCCAACGGAAGAGUUCGGCUUUGGAUCCGUCUGUGUUGAAAGCUCUACGAGAGAACGAAGAGCAUACUGAAUCGGCGGCGACGGAAGAACAGCAGCAGCAGCAGCAGCAGCAGACUUCUAGUGUUAUCCCUGAAAAACAGGAGGAGGAGGAGGAGGAGGAGUAUAAAGAAUAAGAAGAGGACGAGGAGGAUGCAGAAGAAGAAGACGAGGAAGAGGAAGUGGUGGUGCCCGUCGAAGAGGAUGAAGACGAUGAAGAAGAGGAAGAGCCCGAGGCCGAAGACGACGAGGUGGUGGAGGACGAAGAGGAACAACCGGAAGAGGAUGAGGACGAUGAAGAGGAGGUUGAAGAGAAAUUCAAAACUAAUAAAGUGAAGAACGAUAUCGAAGAUGAGAUCGCUGCGAUUACAAUGACGACCGAGGAGGCGGCAGCGGCGGCAGCAGCGUCAGCGGUGGCGACGGCUGUUGCUGGUAAAGUACAGAUUGAAACGGAGUCCAAAGAGUGGCUGGAAUUACCACUGCCGCCUUUGAAGGGAAUUCUCGUCGCGUCAGGCUUCAGGAGAGCGUCGUCAUCGUCGUCGUCGUCGGCGGCGGCGGCGGCGGCUGCGGCGGCGGCGGUUCCUAAUGGUGGACACCUUGACGACUUGUUGUUGUCGUCGUCGUCCAGUCCUGAGCGCGAUAACAGCGGAGACAAUACGGACAAAGAGGAUGACGACGAAUUGAACGAAGAUGAACUCAUUGAAAAUAAAUCGGGGAAAUCGAAGAGGAGAUCGAGAUCGAGAAGUAAACGGAAACAGAAGAGUAAGAAAUCCGUAAAAUUCGCGGAUGGGAUUAAACCUGGCGAGGGCACCAGUCCGAGCGGUGGCGAGGGAGACAUGCCUUCGCCGCCGCCGCCUCCUACUUUGGCUACUCCGCGCUGCGCGGAUGUCCGAGGAAGAGGAUCGAGUUCGAGGAAGAGUAGCAGAAAGCAAGAGAAGAGGGCACGGCCACCGAAGACGAAGAAGAAAGUGAAGGUGAAGAUAAUAAAACUGAAGAAACCGCCGCGUGUCACACCGUUAACGGCAAUGAUGAUGGACGAUUCCGAUGAACUGGACGACCGUUCGCCGCCUCCGGCACCGCCAGGAUCUCCCCCGGCGCCGCACCUUUGGCCGAGUUAUCUCUCAGCUUACAACGCGAACAGUCGUACCAACGAAGCUCAAACGGCGACGGCUCCUACGGUUUCUACCAGCACGGUUCAAGCUGUCACGCCGCCACCGCCGCCAACUCCGUUGCCCCUUUUAGUACCUCCUCCUCCUCUGAACUACACGAUACAACCUUGUACGAAGGCGUGAGGCAUGGUUCAAGUGGUGAAGACGAGAAAGGUAGACGACUGAAGCCUGGUAUGAUCCUGCAAUCUUAAACGUUAGGAUAGAGAGUUGUGCGAGACAGGAGAUCGACUCCAGGACACUUUAAUCGAUCGAAUCUCCUUGUGUGUGAAGAAAACAAUGGAAAUAUCUGAAAAUCAAUCACCAGGGAAUGAUCAGAGAAUUAUUGUGGUCGUUAGUGACAAUGUUCUGAUUUGAAAAUAAUAGUUUUUGUAAAUAGACUCAUUGAAGAUCACAAAUAGAAAGUUACAUCGUCUCGACGAAUUCGUGUUAUGUUUAUAUUAUAUUUUUCGAUAUGAGGAAGAGGCACAACGGGAUAAUGCUCGAUAACAACACGGUGUAUCGUACGAGCAUUCAACUCUGUGUAUGUGUGUGCGCGUGCAUGAGAAUAUAUGACGAUCGUGAAGUAACUGUAAGAGAGGUGAAUUUAUCAUUGUAUAUUUUACCUUUGUAGUUCAAUAAUUAUUCGAUUUAAGGA
Messenger RNA from Ceratina calcarata, 11098 nucleotides. RefSeq names its product serine-rich adhesin for platelets. The record is from RefSeq and is a predicted model, not a curated record. Lineage: Eukaryota; Metazoa; Arthropoda; Insecta; Hymenoptera; Apidae. The transcript is spliced from 19 exons. Bases 433 to 9432 code for a protein of 2999 amino acids. Gene Ontology annotation, molecular function: mRNA binding.